Molecule: messenger RNA, 5443 nt
Organism: Acipenser ruthenus (sterlet)
Lineage: Eukaryota; Metazoa; Chordata; Actinopteri; Acipenseriformes; Acipenseridae
Product: sushi domain-containing protein 2-like
Exons: 15
Coding region: 425-2977 (850 amino acids)
Source: RefSeq, a predicted model, not a curated record
GACAUCUGCUGUAGAAUAAUAUGCAUCUAUUUCAUCAGCGCGUACGAGCCACACAAGUAUUUUAAGGUUAUUAGAGUGUAUUUUUUAUGACAUGUAUGUCAUAAAGUAUUGUAUCCACAUGGCUUAGCAAUCAUAAGUAAUGCAAGUAAAGUGAUAUGUUUGGUUCAUCACAGUGUGACCUUUGAUACCAUUGCCACACUUCAUCCUCGCAGGGUCAAUGCAGAUCUCACAUCAUAUUUCAUCAAUCAUUAGCCAUUCUUAGCUGAUAAACCCAGACGCAGGGCUGGGCUGUUCUUUACAUUGGAAACGUUAGUUACAUACAGCAAUGGAUUUAAGAUCUCCUGACUAAUACAACAUAAGAAAGUUACCUGGAUUGCAGCUAGAGGGGGUUUUUUGUUGUUGUUAUACUGCUGCCGUUGUAGCUAUGAACGGGAAGACGGUUUGGGAGAGGUUCUCACCUAUGAUUACGAUCGUCUUAAUUGUAUGGUUUUCGCAGCUAUCAGCUGCUCAGAGCUCUUGUGAAAGUCGCUGUGGCCAGCGCUCCGGGGAUUGCUCUUGCCAGGCUACCUGCGAGUCUCUGAAGGAGUGCUGUGCAGAUUAUCGACAGUUCUGCCUGCAGAUCUCUCCACACUCUGGAACUCUCCUGGGCGGGGCUCAUUUUGUCAUCUUGAACACAACCUUUGAUCCUGCCUCGAAACUUGUCUGCAGGUUUAAUUCUGAGAUCGACACACAGGGAUAUGUUGAUAGUGGAAACAGAGGUCAUUGUGUUUCACCGUUACUGUAUGAAAGUGGUUGGAUUCCCUUUGAAGUGUCAACAGAUAAUGGAGCAACAUUUAACCGGCAUGGCACAUGGCUCGCAGUCCAUCACAGCAAAGUGAGUGCCGAAUUUAAAAUCACUCUUCACAAUGCAACAAAGUGGCAAUACUAUGGGACACCCAAUACUGGAGGGUCCCUGACCAUGAGCUGGAACGCCUCCUUACUGACAGCUGCGGCUGUCAACGUUGAGCUCUGGGGUUACAGAGAAACAGGUGAGGCCUAUUCAGACUCCUGGAACCCAGAACUGAGAUUUUUAUACUCCCUGGAAAAAGCUGUUCCCAACAAUGGCUCCUUUACCUUCAUCCCCAGCUGUGCUAAUGGAUCCUUCUCGGACUGGGAAAUCGGAGCAUUAAGAGUUAGCCCCAGUAUGAAGGACGAGGGGGCCCGGGAUGUUGUAGCUCUCUGGACUGGAGUACAUGCGCUGGCCUGGCACCUGGAGGAGAAGUUCAGGAAUGACUCGGCCGCCUGGGCGUAUGACAAGUGCAUCAGCUGGCAUGAAACUGAGCAGAAGCUGCCGGAGUUCCUGUCCGAGAUAGCCGACUGCCCAUGUACCCUAGCCCAGUCCAGAGCUGACACUGGCAGGUUUCAUACGGACUAUGGGUGUGAUAUUGAGAAGGGAAGCGUGUGUACUUACCAUCCUGGAUCUGUGCACUGCGUGAGGGCAAUCCAGGCCAGUCCUAAGUAUGGAGCAGGGCAGCAGUGUUGCUAUGACCACACAGGGGCCCAGGUAUUGACAGCAGACUCCAUUGGAGGAAGCACUCCAGACAGAGGGCACGACUGGGGUUCCCCUCCGUACAGAAAGCCCCCCCGAGUUCCUGGGGUGUCCCACUGGUUGUACGACGUCAUCACGUUCUACUACUGUUGCCUCUGGUCUGACAACUGUCACUACUACUUCACCCACCGUCCGUCCAGCGACUGCAGGACCUACAGGCCCCCCAAAGUCGGCGUGGUAUUCGGAGACCCCCAUUUCAUAACAUUGGAUGGCUCUAAUUAUACCUUCAAUGGGAAAGGCGAGUACUACCUACUGAAUACAACCUACAAAGCCCUGACUGUUCAAGUGAGGACUGAGCCUGUGUCAUUGGAGAAUGGGAGUUUAGCCAAGGCCACCAGGCUGUCAGCAGUGGCCAUGCAAGAGAGUGGCUCUGACGUGAUAGAGGUGCGCACGACCCGUCUCCCUGACCAUUUGGAGGUGUUGAGAAACCAGCAAGUUCUCAGCUUCUCUGAGCAGAGCUGGAUGGACCUGAAAGGAGUGUUCCUUUACUCCUCCGUCCGGGGGAACGUCUCGGUGAUGUUCCCGUCAGGAGCGGGGGUGGAAGUGCGAGGGAGGGGAGGGCUGAUGACAGUGAGCGUUCUGCUCCCGGAGGAGUUCCUGAAUCACACCUCUGGCCUCCUCGGCUCUAUGAACAACGAUCCCCAAGAUGAUUUCGUGUUCAAAAACGGAAGUGUCCUGUUCAGGGAUUCCAGCCCGGAGGAUCUGUUUAUUUUUGGGGCAGACUGGGCUAUCUCUAAUGAAACAUCCCUCUUCACCUACGACACCGCUGACCUGCUGAAUACAUACUUCUAUGCCGAAAAGCACGACCCUGCCUUUGUUCCUGUUUAUUCUGUGAUUGAAAACCCAGACGACCCCUUGUAUGGGGAGAUGUCUGAACUCUGUGGUCAGGACCCAUUCUGCAAGUUUGAUACAAUGACCACGAAGAAUCUCGCCAUGGGGAACGCAACCAAAAUCUCCUUCCAGAGCCACAUGUCCUUGGUAAAGGAUCUAGAACCAGUGUUGUCCUGUGGCUGGCUUGCUCCUCCUACGAAGGGGAAGAAGGAGGGCACGACAUACCUGGCUGGAUCAAUCGUGAACUUUACCUGCAACAAAGGCUACGUCCUCACCGGGUCUGCCGAGCAAACCUGCCUGUCCACUGGCAUGUGGUCGGGCAACACCCCCCAAUGUGUCUCAGAGAACAUCCUUGGGAUCGUGUUGGGAAGUGUGGGCGGGGCCCUUACACUGAUCACCAUGGUAUUCGUGAUUUACCGGCACAGCAAUAAGAGGAAUCCCAGAGAGAGUGGUUUAUACACCCCAGAAGCUUACUUUCAAAGUUGGCUGAAUGAAUCAAGUCAAACCCCUUUCGUCAUGCAGCCAUGCAGUCCGAAGAAAGACUGCGGUACACCUUGAUGAAAAACAAAGAAAACCCAAUUACUUGGUUUUGUCUAUGAUAUACAGCAGUCUCCGGCUAAGACAACACCCCUCAGGAAGCAAACAAAGUGUUCUUAUAGCCGAAGUGUUCUCUAAGAUGGAGUUAGGCACCAGACACAAUAUGAAUCAAUCAAUAAAUAAAUACAUAUGUAUUACUUGUCGUGACGCACGUGCAUCAACAUAGGAAAAGAACUGAAUAAGUAAAAGCAAAAUAGGCAAGUUUAUGUUGCCGCUCCAGCUCAUCCAGAACUCUGCUGCCCGCCUGGUGUUCUCUCUGCCUCGCUUCACCCACGCUACUCCACUACUCCACUACCCCGCUCGCUCCACUGGCUCCCGAUCACCGCUCGCAUCCAGUUCAAGACUCUUGUACUAGCCUACAGAUGCCUUGACCAGACUGCACCCAGCUACCUCCAGACCCUCAUCUCUCCCUACACCCCCACUCGACCUCUCCGCUCCGCCUGCACUAGAAGACUGGCUCUACCUCCGCUACUCUCCCCUGCCUCCAGAGCCCGCUCCUUCUCCACCCUUGCUCCGCAGUGGUGGAAUGACCUUCCUACAGAUGUCAGGACUGCCCAGUCCCUGACCACAUUCCGGCACCGCCUUAAGACUCACCUCUUCAAACAGCACCUGUAGAACUCCUCUGUUUGUAUCCUGGGACACUAUCACCCUUCAUUUAAAUGUUCUUUAUUUUGCUCUUACCUGCCCCCUAUUUUACUGCAUUUAAUCCUGUACUUCAGAAUACUGUAAUCUGCCACGUGUUUAACCUGUAGUAUUUUGUAUUUAAUCAUAUCCUGAUGUAACUAUCACUAUUUAAUCAUAUCCUGAUGUAACUAUCACUAUUUAAUCAUAUCCUGAUGUAACUAUCACUAUUAUCUGCUGUAUUAUUGAAUUGUGUUUUGUCACACUUGUACUUUGCUUGAACAAAAGUUAUUGCAUUUCUUGCUCUUAUUAUAUUACUUGUAUUGUAACACUUGAAAUGUAUUUGCUUACGAUUGUAAGUCGCCCUGGAUAAGGGCGUCUGCUAAGAAAUAAAUAAUAAUAAUAAUAAUAAUAAUAAUAAUAAUAAUAAUAUGUUAAUAAACUAAUAAUAAAGUAACACACAAGCUAACAUUAAUAAAACUAAAGCAAAACAACAUGGUCAAAAAGCUUCAGUUGCCAUGUACUAUGAAAUUAGCUGCCAGGUGUGUUUAAUAAACUGUCAAACUAAAUUAACACAGCCCCCCUACACACAUUAUAAAAUGCAGCAGCAAUAUACAAGACAUGCACAUUAUUUAACAGAAUGGAGAAGCAACUCUCCAGAACAGGAAACACCAACUUGCUCGGAGACUUGUGCCUGAUUCAGGUUUUUUUCAAGAGCUCCAAAAAUGUCCAACUUUGUGUAGCAAGAGAAACAACGGCGCAUUUUGCCGUUGGUUUACAUGCCAUUUUAUAGCGAUGAGGAGCUCUCGUGGAAAUCAGAAUACAAAACAAUUCAAUGAUAUGACAGCGGUUCUGGAAAGAUUGAAUAAACCAGUCAGUGUCCCUCAAGACACUCUCGCUAUGACAAGUCGCUUUUUUACAAAACCGUACUGUAUCCAUUGUGCAUGAAUCGCUAUCGGUGCCAAGAAGGUGUUCUUUUAAGCAAAGUUCCUGUUCCUUUAGCCGGAGCAUUUACAAUGGGAAAAAUCCAUUACACCACAAGGGUGUUCCCUUAGGCAAAGUGUUCUCUUAGGAGGUGUUCCUGUACGCUGAGACUACUGUAGUAGCCUUUGCCUAAUAAUGGCUAGUUGGCCUAAGCAAUACAUUAUGGUCAAAUUAUUUGCAGCCCAGACUAUGAACUUGACUGAAAUUGUAAUAAUGGUAUUGUCCAUGUAUGACACAAUGUGAAACCUCACAUGUCAACGAAACUUAAUCACGAUGCCUGUGUGCAAGCUGUACAUCAAUGUUGAUUUAAAGUACAGCACAGCAGCUGGUACAAUAUGAAUGGCUCUUGAUGGAUCGUUGCUAUUAUACAGCUGCACACAUCUCCUGUUUCCAUUUGGAAGCUGUUUGGAGAAAAUGGGUUAAUUGCUCGUAAUUGUGUUUUGGUUCAUUGUAUGUUAAAAUAACACAAACCGUAUUUAGGUUGCUCUAUCCAGAACACCCACCUGGUUGAGGGCCCUUGCUCCAAUCCCUGCAAGUGAAAGGAGGAUUCUGAAUCAAUCCAGUCGUGUGAACAACAGGAGGCAUUAACUGCAUGUCACUCGUUGUUUCUUAUAAAUAGAUGGGGUGAUGAGUGGUGAUUUAUUGUGGAAGUAUGAGGCUGUUUCUAAUGAAAUCACUUUUGUUUGAAGCCGUACAAAUAAAUCUUUUUAAAGAUCUAACUGGCAGCUUUCAUAAAUACUGCCGCCUUUAACUUUUUUGUGAACUUUUUAAACUUUUUUAUGCACAUGGAUAUAAGGAAUAGUGUGCAAAUAUCUUAAUAAG